Messenger RNA from Mesitornis unicolor (brown roatelo), 702 nucleotides. RefSeq names its product superoxide dismutase 3, extracellular (gene SOD3). NCBI's taxonomy places the organism in Eukaryota, Metazoa, Chordata, Aves, Mesitornithiformes, Mesitornithidae. The coding region runs from base 4 to 702 and encodes 232 amino acids. Gene Ontology annotation, molecular function: superoxide dismutase activity; copper ion binding. The record is from RefSeq and is a predicted model, not a curated record. The transcript has a single exon. Gene Ontology annotation, biological process: removal of superoxide radicals.
AAGAUGCUUCUGCUGCUUUGUCUGGUGAUUGGGCUUGCCCUGCCUGCCAUGGCAGACAAAGAUCCGAGCCAAGAGCCACUCCAUGACAUACAGAAAAAAGUGAAUGACCUUUGGCAGAACUUGCUGUCUCCAGCAAUGCCUGGUAAUGAAACUGAUGGGAUGAUUUACGCCACUUGUGAGAUGAAGCCCAGCUCCAAAAUAGAUGCUGACAAGCCACAGGUGACUGGACAAGUCUUAUUCAAACAGUGUUACUCCUAUGGAAGAUUAGAAGCCAUAUUUUACUUGGACGGGUUUCCGCUGGAUAGUAACCAGUCUGGUAGAGCUAUACACAUCCACGAGCUUGGGGACCUCAGCAACGGCUGUGAAUCUACGAGAGGACACUAUAACCCUUUCAGCGUGAAUCACCCCCGUCACCCAGGCGAUUUCGGCAACUUUUUUCCUAAAGAAGGCAAAAUCAGAAAAUACAAAACGAAUCUCUCUGCCACUAUGUUUGGUCCAUACUCCAUCAUGGGCAGAUCUGUUGUGAUCCAUGAGCAGGAAGACGAUAUGGGCAAGGGCAACAAUAAGGCCAGUUUGGAAAACGGAAAUGCUGGGAAACGCCUGGCUUGCUGCGUGAUUGGGAUAUGCAACAAGAACCUGUGGGAAGAGAAACUCUCCGAGGUUACAGACAAGAAGAAGAGAGGACUCAAACAACGAGCAUAG